Molecule: messenger RNA, 1174 nt
Organism: Zophobas morio
Lineage: Eukaryota; Metazoa; Arthropoda; Insecta; Coleoptera; Tenebrionidae
Product: transmembrane protein 53-like
Exons: 4
Coding region: 407-946 (179 amino acids)
Source: RefSeq, a predicted model, not a curated record
ACUUUUAAAUUGUUUGAUUUUUCAAUUACUCAGUUUUUCGAUUUCUCCAUAUUCCGAUAUUUCAAUUUUUCGAUAUUUCGACAAGCAUUUGGGUAUCUGUUAGGCUACGUUUCAGAAGCGAAUGAAGUUCUGUUGAAAUAACCUUCGACCAAUUUUUGUUAUAACUCAGCAAAAUUUUGCGAUGACGUCACAGCUUUAGUAGGGCGAGUUGACCACCUUUCGUGAACGAUAAUUUUAAAAUACGUUGAAAAUUUCACAAUAUAGACACACUGACAGAAAAAGGGGACCUACUUUUCCGUAUAUUCUAAGAGCGGCGAAAACACGCACUAUGUAAAUUAUUCUUUUUAGACUGAUUACCUUGAGAUACACAGCCCCCGUGAAAUGUCUCUUCUGGAAACGCCUCCAGAUGAUCACAAUAGGGGAGCGUCUGGUAAAAUUGCUGGUGGACCUCAAUUUCGAAAAUCACCCCAUCAUAAUCCACUGCUUCUCCAACGGCGGCGCUUUCCUGUACCAGAAUUUUUCUCUGGCACUUGAGAAAAGCCCAAAACCUAUACAAAUAAAAGGGGUGAUUUUCGACUCCGCUCCCGGCAAGAGGCGCAUCGUGAGCCUAUUUCGUGCCAUUUCGGCCAUCCUCGGUGGAAAACCUCUCUACAACAUCCCCAUGUCGGUCCUCAUGACCAUGUUCCUGUCCAUGAUAUGGCUUUACGAGGUAAUUAGCAACUAUAUCAACCCCAAGACGACAUUCCAGUCCAACCCUUUAGAGAACUUAAAGGACGAGAAAAACACGUGGCCGCAGCACUUCAUCUAUUCCAAGAAGGAUGUCCUGAUUCCGAUAUCGAAUAUUUCGCCGACUAUCGAAGAUCGCUGGGUGUCGACGUCACGAGUCUUUGCUAUGAGGGCAGUCCACACGUCAAACACUACACGGAACACAAAGAGAGCUACGUAAACAGUGUAUGCAAUUUUUUAAACAAGUGUCUCAACGGCACAAACUGAAAUUCCCCGACUCUCUGUAGUAUCGAUUACACGCAUGUUACCACUUCGUUACGGUUUAGGUUCAUAGGCGCUAUUUUUUUAGAAAUUUGUUAUUGUAUGCACAACUUUGUUAGGCAUUUUGAUCUAAAUUAUGGUGCUAUCAAAUGUAUAUUUAUUUUGACUUAUUAAAAAAUGUGAUCAA